GCUUUAGGACCCAGAGUCCUCUCAGCUUUCUGUCAGAGACCGGGGCUUGGCUGCUGGGUCUGCUCUGUGGAUCUGGACCUCAGAGGCACACAGAGUCCGAUCAUCCAGGAGCAGCAGAACCAGGACUCCUGUUAGUGUCAUAUUUAAAGAAGAAACAGUUUUUAUUUUUGAUCAGAUGAAGAAGCUGAACAACUCCUCCUCUUCCUCACUCAGCUGUCAGCAGGUCCUCUAAGGUUUCAUGAAGUCCAGGUCUGUGCAGGUCUGAGUCUCAGCCCUCCUCAGGUGGAAAACAUCGGGUUUCUUCAGGAUGGUUCCAGGCUGGGACGUCCUGCAGAUAACAGGAGGUCAAAGGUCACGCAGGACUCUUCAGUGACUCGUGGUUCUGGAUCAGUUUUUGGGUCUUUUGUAAUGAUGGGGAACUCAGCUGGAAGUGCAGAACUCCCUCAGAUGAAGGACGUGAAGGAGGGGAAGAUAUCUGGACCGGGCUCCACGUUGACCCGGAAACCAACGGCAGGACCCAAGACCCCCAUGCCCCCUGAGGAGGAGCUGGAGGAGCGGUUCUGUGCGGUUCUGAACACCAUGAAUCUUCCUCCAGACAAGGUGAAGAUUCUGUCUCAGUACGAGAACGAGAAGAAGUGGGACCUGAUCUGUGACCAAGAGAGAUUCCAGGUGAAGAAUCCUCCGUCGGCUUAUCUGGAUAAACUGAAGAGCUUUCUGGAUCAUGGAGGAAACAGCCGAAAGUUUAAGAGACGUGUUCACGAGUCCACGCAGGUCCUCAGAGAGCUGGAGAUUUCCCUCAGAACCAACCACAUCGGCUGGGCUCAGGAGUUCCUGAACGAGGACAACCAGGGUUUAAACGUUCUGGUGGAUUAUCUGUCCGUUGCUCAGAGUGCCGUCUCGUCUGAGACAGAGACCUGGGACAACGGGACGCUGCCCUCAGACAAAAACAAGUCUUUAGAAAAGUCUGUGGAAGACGUGUCCAGAAGUGCCAGCAACUCCCCCACAUCCAGAGGGGCAUUGAGCAAAGGCUUCACCCUCAGGAGAGGUCAGAGGAGCUCUCAGAGUCAGAAAGACGACGUUCAUCUCUGCAUCAUGUGUUUACGAGCCAUCAUGAACUACAGGUCGGGGUUCAACCUGGUGAUGAAACAUCCAAACUGUGUCAACGAGAUCAGCCUGAGUCUGAACGACCGGAACCCCAGGACCAAAGCUCUGGUUCUGGAGCUGCUGGCGGCCGUGUGUUUGGUGAGAGGGGGCCAUGACAUCAUCCUCGCCGCUUUCGACAACUUCAAAGAGGUUUGUGGGGAGAGACGUCGCUUCGAGAAGCUGAUGGAGUAUUUUCAGAACGAAGACGACAACAUCGACUUCAUGGUGGCCUGUAUGCAGUUCAUCAACAUCGUGGUGCACUCGGUGGAAGACAUGAACUUCAGAGUCCACCUUCAGUACGAGUUCACCCAACACGGUCUGGACCAGUACCUGGAGAGGUUAAAGUUCACGGAGAGCGACCAGCUGCUGGUCCAGAUCCAGGCCUAUCUGGACAACCUGUUUGAUGUGGGGGGUCUGCUGGAGGACGUGGAGUCCAAAGCCAACCUGGUGGAGCACCUGGAGGAGCUGCAGGAGCAGAACUCGCAGCUCAGCUCCAGGCUGCAGGAGGUGGAGAAGGAGGCGAUGGAGAAGGUCUCUGAGCUCCAGAAGAAACUCCUUCAGACCAACAAGGAGGUGGAGCUCCUGAAGGAGAACCUCCAGGAGUCCGCGUCCCGGCUGCAGAACCAAAACCUGGACCCAAUGGAGCUGGGGUCUCUGGAGGCCCUGAAGGAGCUGCAGCAUGGGGUUCAGGUUCUGAUGGAGCAGGGUCUCCUCCGAGUGCAGCGGUCCCCCUCCGGGCAGCUGGAGGUCCAAAUGAUCCACCAGGAGAGCCUGAGAGGUGACAAAGAUGACGCUCCUCCCUCCUCUUCCUCACAGCCUUCAUCUGAAGCUCCUUCAAACUCAGAGAUGCYACAAAUCCCUCCUCCUCCUCCUCCUCUUCCUCCUUUAGCUCCGCCUCCUCCGCAGCUUCCAGGAAGUGAUGCGACGCAGCCAAUGGACAGAACAGGCUGUAAACAAAAGAAACCCAUCCAGACCAAAUACCGGCUGCCGCUGCUGAACUGGGAGGUUCUGAAACCGGACCAGGUGUCGGGGACCGUCUUCAGCGAGCUGAACGACGAGCUGGUCCUGCAGGAGCUGAACAUGGACGUGUUCGAGGAGCAGUUCAAAACCAAGGCCCAGUCCCCCCCUGUGGAUCCAGGGACGCUGAAGAGGAAAAUGACCCCCAAGUCUCCCAGUAAAGUGUCUCUACUGGAGCCCAACCGGGCCAAGAACCUGGCCAUCACUCUGAGGAAAGAGGGAACGUCGGCGUCGGACAUCUGCAGCGCCAUCGAGAGCUACAACCAGGAGGCUCUGAGUCUGGACUUCCUGGAGCUCCUGCAGCGCUUCGUCCCCACCGAGCAUGAGAUGAAACUCAUCCAGAACUUCCUGGCCCAGGGCCAGACCCUGGACCAGCUGAGCGAGGAGGAGCGCUUCAUGGUCCGCUUCGGUCAAAUCCCCGGAGUCUCCGACAGGAUCAGGACCCUCACCUUCAUGGGGAACUUCCCUCAGACGGUUCAGAUCAUCCGGCCGCAACUGAACGCCGUCAUCGCCGCGUCCGUGUCCAUCAGGUCCUCCCAGAAACUGAAGAAAGUCCUGGAGCUCAUCCUGGCGUUUGGGAACUACAUGAAUAGCAGCAAGCGCGGCUCGGCGUUCGGCUUCCGCCUGCAGAGUUUAGACGUGCUGCUGGACACCAAGUCGACAGACCGCAGGCAGACGCUGCUGCACUUCAUCGUCAGAACCAUCCGGGACAGGUACCCGGAGCUGCAGACCUUCUACAGCGAGCUGAACUUCCUGGACAAGGCCGCGCUCGUCUGGUUGGACAGCGUCCUCCAGGACCUGCACGCUCUGCAGGAAGGCAUGGAGGCGAUGAAGACUCGGGUGUCUGCAGAUGAAGGUCGUCCCGUCCUGCAGGACUUCCUCAGCAGAAACUCACAGCUGCUCGACGCUCUGAUCGCCGAUGGAAGAACCGCUCAGGAAGUCUACGAGUCGACCGUGAAGUACUUUGGAGAGGACCCUAAAACCAGCCCCCCCUCCAUGUUCUUCCCCGUCUUCGUUCGAUUCGUCAAAGCCUUUAAGGAAGCUGAGCGGGACAACAAACACGUCCGGGUCUCUGAAGGUCCACCCAGACCGGAGGUCACAGGAAGCCAGGUUCUGUUGAAGUCCAGACCGCCUCAGAUGGAUCUGAUCGCGGAGCUGAAGAGGAGACAGGUGUCCUCUCAGGUGAGGGAGGAGAAGGACGGAGCCAUCGAGGACAUCAUCACAGAUUUGAGGAACCAGCCCUACAGACGGACCGACGGCGUCCGGCUCAGCUCCAGGUGGAAGCAGGGACAGAAGCUGCAGGUUUCCUCCGACAUCUCCCUCUGAGCGAGCAGCAGCUUCCGGUUCUGACCGGAAAAUGUUUUAUUCAUCAGAUAUUUAUUCUUCUUGCACUUUUUAAAACACUGACGAUUCUUAAAUAAAAAACAUUUUGUACCGCGGCGGCUUCUGAGUCUUAAACUAAAGGACGUCAUCAUGAUGGGGGCGGAGCUAUCAUUUCAUUACAAAUUAAAGGACUUAAAGACUUAGUUUUGAAGUUGCCAUGAUGAACAGUCAACUUGAAAAAAUUAACCAUUUAAUUUCCAUUUUGAGCUUUUAAUCCAAACACUCAACUUCCUGUUUCUGACCAAUCAGAGAACCUUCAGAUGGUAAAUUGUUCUUCAGCAACACAAAAUAUUAACCUCUGAAUAAAAACUCAUUGGUUUA
This is a messenger RNA of Austrofundulus limnaeus, 3864 nucleotides long. RefSeq names its product formin-like 1b (gene fmnl1b). Gene Ontology annotation, cellular component: cytosol. The record is from RefSeq and is a predicted model, not a curated record. Bases 409 to 3486 code for a protein of 1025 amino acids. Gene Ontology annotation, molecular function: small GTPase binding; actin filament binding. The transcript has 25 exons. Lineage: Eukaryota; Metazoa; Chordata; Actinopteri; Cyprinodontiformes; Rivulidae. Gene Ontology annotation, biological process: regulation of cell shape; cell migration; cortical actin cytoskeleton organization.